AUGGGGCAGAAGAAAGUUUUGACACUUGUCAUGUUUGUUAUGGCUUAUGGUUUGGCAGCAACAAGAUUCAGUGCCUCUCAAAUCCCUCCAACUUGCAAUGGAGAUGAAGCAUUACUCACAUUUUGUGGGUCUUAUUUGGGGAAUAUCCUACCCAACCCAACUUCUGAUUGUUGUAAAUCAGCAACUUCUGCGUUUGACAGAGCCAUGUCCGACUCCACCGGUCAAGGUAUAAGAGAUCUUUGUGAUUGUCUCAUGGUUGCUGGACCAGUUUUGAACUUUCAACAAACCAAACUUGAAAGCCUUCCUGAUGCUUGCGGGAUUAAGCUUUCCUUUUCUAUAUUCUUAUGUGUAUGA
Glycine soja is the source of this 354-nucleotide messenger RNA. RefSeq lists its product as uncharacterized. Gene Ontology annotation, molecular function: lipid binding. Bases 1 to 354 code for a protein of 117 amino acids. Gene Ontology annotation, biological process: lipid transport. The record is from RefSeq and is a predicted model, not a curated record. NCBI's taxonomy places the organism in Eukaryota, Viridiplantae, Streptophyta, Magnoliopsida, Fabales, Fabaceae. Gene Ontology annotation, cellular component: membrane. The transcript has a single exon.